GAGCUGAUUCAUCAGGUGUUUAGGUAAAUUGUCAAGGAAUUACGUCAGUCAAUUCACAUUGAAGAUGUGAACUAAAACAAAUAUGUACAUUUUUAUCCCGGAAGUCGCCAUGCCUGGAUUCUGCUUAGUUCAAUUCCUCCAGACUGUGCGUCGCGAAGGCUCAGGACAACUGGAGGAGGCUGUGACGGACGAGGGAGACUAUCCACGAGGAAGACGACGCACGAGCGACCGACGGACGGAUCAGUAUUCAGGCGCUUCAGACGAAGCAAACAGGUGGCUGGCUGCCUACUACAACAUGGGUAACGCUGACUCCAAACUCAACUUCAGGAAAGCUGUGAUACGACUAACAACCAAAACACAGCCUGUGGAGACUACAGACGAUACUUUCUGGGACCAGUUCUGGGCGGAUACUGCCACGACCGUCCAGGAUGUGUUCGCUCUGGUGCCGGCAGCGGAGAUACGAGCUGUCAGGGAGGAAUCUCCCUCCAAUCUAGCAACCCUCUGCUACAAGGCGGUGGAGAAGCUCGUCCAGGCGGCUGAAUCUGGUUGUCCCUCAGAGAAGGAGAGACAGAUAGUCCUGAACUGCACCCGUCUGCUCACACGUAUCCUACCAUACAUCUUUGAGGAUGCAGACUGGAGAGGGUUCUUCUGGUCUAACGUGCCUGGAGCUCGGCAAGAUGAAGGUAAUGAUGAUGGAGCGAGGCCCCUGGCUGAGUCUCUCCUCCUGGCUGUAUCUGACCUGCUCUUCUGUCCAGACUUCACCGUUCAGAGCCACAAGAGAGCCGGCCCGGACACAGAGGAGGACAUGCAGUCGAUAGACAGUUGUGAGUACAUCUGGGAGGCAGGGGUGGGAUUCGCUCAGUCACCCCCUCUCGACUACAUCCACGACCUCAACAGGACGGAGCUGCUGAAGCUGCUUUUGACCUGUUUCUCUGACGCCAUGUACCUGCCCCCCUCUGCUGAGAACAACAUCCUCAACCGCUGGGUUACCUUCUUCAGCUCUACAGAUAACAGACAUGCCCUGCCUCUCUUCACAUCUCUCCUAAACGUGGUGUGCGCCUAUGACCCAGUGGGGUACGGUAUCCCCUACAACUAUUUGAUGUUCUCUGACUACCGAGAGGUGCUGGUGGAGCAUGCUGUCCAGAUCCUCAUAGUGACUCUGGAGCACGAGGCCGGGGCAGCUGCAGCCACAGCUCAACACAACCUGGACCACUUACACUCCCUCUCCGCCUCUACGAUGGAAGACAAGGAGCUUGUGGGACCAGACAACCUGUUUGUUAACUACCUGUCCAGGAUCCAUAGGGAGGAGGACUUCAGCUUCAUCCUGAAGGGCCUGGCCAGACUGAUGACCAACCCUCUGAUCCAAACCUACCUGCCCAACUCUUCCAAGAAGAUCCAGUUCCACCAGGAACUCCUGGUGCUCUUCUGGAAGCUCUGUGACUUCAACAAGAAGUUUCUAUUCUUCGUGUUAAAGAGCAGUGAUGUUCUGGAUGUCCUGGUGCCUAUCCUGUUCUACCUGAAUGAUGCACGAGCUGACCAGUCUUGUGUGGGCCUGAUACACAUUGGUGUCUUUAUUCUGCUGCUGCUGAGUGGAGAGAGGAACUUUGGUGUGCGUCUGAAUAAAACCUACUCGGUGCGGGUCCCCAUGGACAUCCCUGUGUUCACUGGAACACAUGCUGAUCUGCUCAUCAUGAUUUUCCACAAAAUCAUCACAGGUGGACACCAGCACCUGAAGCCUCUCUUUGACUGCCUGCUUACCAUCAUCGUGAAUGUGUCUCCCUACCUGAAGAGUCUGUCCAUGGUAGCAGCCACCAAGCUGCUCCACCUCCUGGAAGCCUUCUCCACCAACUGGUUCCUGUUUUCUGCCUCCCAGAACCAUCAUCUGAUCUUCUUCCUGCUCGAGGUCUUCAACAACCUCAUACAGUAUCAGUUUGAUGGUAACUGUAACCUGGUGUACACCCUCAUCCGCAAGCGCAACAUCUUCCAUCAGCUGGCCAAUCUGACCUCUGACCCGGUCACUAUCCACAAGGCCCUAGAGAUGAAGAAGAUGACAUUGGCUCGUAUCCCCCGUACCAACUCCCAGGAGACCAUCUCCAUGGAUGGGUCCCGACCGGCCGUCCCAGCUGAGCCAGGGACCCUCAAAGCCAGCCUCGUGGCCAUACCAGCUAUUGACAAGCUGACAAAGAAGGCUCAGGUCUCUGAGGAUGGCACCAUGGUCUGUCUCCAGCACAACACACACUCUCCACAGAUGACCGCUGACCAGCAUACACACAGCCUGCAGCCUCAAACGGCUGAUGACCAGCACAAACACUCUCCACAGUCCUCUGACACCAACACCAGUGGUAUAGCAGGAGCCAGCAGCACAGAGUCCAACUCAGGGAGAAACAAUGAGGAGGCUUUUCCACCAGUGUCAGACCUAGCCAGGGGUUGUUUGUCCAGAGUGUCAGCAUCAGCUACAUACUGGAACCCUACUCCAGACUGGGUCCUCUCCUGGAAGAGUAAGCUUCCUCUCCAGACGAUCAUGAGGCUGCUACAAGUCCUGGUUCCUCAGGUGGAGAAGAUCUGCAUAGACAAGGGCCUGACAGAUGAGUCAGAGAUCCUAAAGUUCCUACAGCAUGGUACCCUGGUGGGCCUGCUGCCUGUGCCACACCCCAUCCUCAUUAGGAAGUACCAGGCUAACGCGGGCACUGCCAUGUGGUUCCGCACAUACACGUGGGGUGUCAUUUACCUACGUAACGUGGAUCCUCCAAUCUGGUACGACACCGACGUCAGACUGUUUGAGAUUCAGAGGUUCUAACUGGAGGAGGUGAAGAGGUCUCUACGACUGCGUCUGAAAUAGCACCCUGUCCCCUAUAUAGUGCAUAACUUUUGACAGGAGCCCUAUGGACCCUUGUCAAAAGUAGUGCACUAUAUAAGGGAUAGGGUGCUAUUUGGGAAGCACACUGUGUCUCUCUGGAACAGGGUUGUCUGGCUGGUUCCCCCUCAGAACCACAAACUCAUAACAGUCUCCUACCAACUGCCAUCUUCAAACCUGAACACAAGUCUGGAUGAGGAAGAGGACAGAUGAAGAUUGAACGGACAUACCUGCUCUAGAAAACAAGAAUUUACCGUUUUUUUCCUGCAUUUUGUUUCUUGCCAAACCCGUAAAUCAUCAUGUAAUAAACCACUUUUCCUACAAGCUGUCUGCUACUACAACUGCCAAAAGAUCUGCCAUAUCCUGUGUGUAUUUUCUAUGUCAGUAUAUUCCUUCACUUCUUCAACCUUAAUGUAACUUUUUUCCCCAAACAAAGACCAUGUAUACACUACCGUAUGUAUACAUUAGGUAAUCUGCUAUUUAAGUUUUUGUAUGUUUUAGAUUAUGUAUUGCACUUAUUUUCGGUAUCUCCUUUUUCAGGGAGCUUCAUUUUCCCCCUAUUAUCGUUGUAAAAUGUAUUUUUUAUUUUGGUUUGAAAUAGACUUAGGCUGGCUAGCGUGAGACUCACUAAAGGAUGCAGCUUUAAGAAACCUGUCACGUCUGAAUGAAAAAGGCAGACUAGUGCUGAAUCCCAAAUUGCCCCUCCAAUUCAGUGUUCACGUGCCCCAUUUGCCAUAUGCACGCGUUGUGCUGAGGGUGUGAAAAUAAUGAAUGGCUAAUUAGAUCCCAGAUAGCCACUUUGACCGUGUCUCUGCUUCAGAGUGAUGUGGUAUCCCAUAACUCACUGCGUUAUUUUUGAGUUUGUGUAAUUUCACACAAAAUAAAUGCGGUGUGGCUUGUUAUGAGCCACCUGUAUUUGUUUGUGUCUAAUGUUGAGGCUUUACACAUGUAACAUGAAAUACUUCCCACAUUAAAUGUUUAUGUUACCAAUGUU
Messenger RNA from Oncorhynchus gorbuscha (pink salmon), 3848 nucleotides. RefSeq names its product protein HID1-like. Bases 83 to 2797 code for a protein of 904 amino acids. The record is from RefSeq and is a predicted model, not a curated record. NCBI's taxonomy places the organism in Eukaryota, Metazoa, Chordata, Actinopteri, Salmoniformes, Salmonidae. Gene Ontology annotation, cellular component: membrane; Golgi medial cisterna; Golgi trans cisterna. The transcript has 20 exons.